Cucumis melo (muskmelon) is the source of this 840-nucleotide messenger RNA. RefSeq lists its product as uncharacterized. Bases 286 to 840 code for a protein of 184 amino acids. The record is from RefSeq and is a predicted model, not a curated record. Lineage: Eukaryota; Viridiplantae; Streptophyta; Magnoliopsida; Cucurbitales; Cucurbitaceae. The transcript is spliced from 5 exons.
AAAGAAAUGUGAACUUGCAAUUUUCGUAUUGAUCAAGCUUUUAAAAAAAACUGUUUUCAUGCUUACGAGAAAGAGCGGGAAACUAAGGGUAAAAAAGGAAAAGAAAAAAUAGAGAAAAUCACGAGUAUAAAAGGCACCACCGGCGUUCAGUUUCCUUCCACAUUUCGCAGAAUUGAUAGCAGCGAUGACUCAACUGAAAGCUUCUGUUCUUCAGUAAUCUUCGCUCUCUCUUUACCAAACUAUCCUGCUAAUAUACAAUUCUCUCCGUUCUCGUGUUCGUAGACAAUGGCGGUGAAUGAAGAACCGGCGCCUGUUUCGGCUAUACUUGGCGAUGACCGAGAUGAUCGCGGUACCGGAGGAUAUUUUCUGAUCGUUUUGGCUGUUAUCUUCUUUCUCUCCGCUUUCGUGCUCUUGCUUGUUUUCCUCAUCCGCGGCGCCAUUACUGCUGAAGGGGCUAUUUCAAGUAAUCCAAGCAAAGGGGCAAAUGAUGAUCUUGCAGGCAGCGGUAAUAACACAACAACUACGAAUAUUAUUUCCUCGGGGAAUGGUAAUUUUACCUUAUCUUUGAGUUUGGUUGGAGGAGACGCCUCAGAUGAUGCAAUUUCAAUGCCGAGCCCAACAACUGUAGUACCAAGAAGUGAAACCUUUCUGGUCGAAGAGGACAAUUCUUUGGGUGGUAAUACUAGCACAGCUUAUGUUUAUGUUGAAUUCCUAGUUCUUGUUGUUCUCUUUCUUCUAUUGACACUGUUGUCUUUUACAUGUUCUCACGUGCAAUUCAUCAUUUUGCUCGCUCUCCUUAAAGCAGCCAGAAGGAUGGAGGUGGCAGAAAAGAAUAUUUGA